AAAGCAAAAACAGAAUUGGGCGACAGGAAGUGAAAUCCAAGAACAAGGAGUGAACAACAUGGAACUUCCGCGACGAAUCAUAAAGGAAACGCAGCGAUUGAUGCAGGAGCCAGUUCCGGGAAUCUCUGCACUGCCCGAUGAGACAAAUGCCCGAUAUUUCCAUGUGAUUGUAGCUGGUCCGAAGGAUUCCCCAUUUGAGGGUGGCAACUUCAAGUUGGAGCUCUUCCUGCCCGAGGAAUACCCACUGUCUGCACCAAAGGUGCGCUUCAUCACACGAAUCUAUCAUCCGAAUAUCGAUCGUCUGGGACGAAUUUGUCUGGAUAUCCUCAAGGAUAAGUGGAGCCCUGCACUGCAGAUACGUACUGUCCUCCUAUCAAUUCAGGCACUCCUCAGUGCCCCCAAUCCCGAUGAUCCACUGGCCAAUGAUGUGGCGGAACAGUGGAAGCUCAAUGAGGCAAUUGCAAUUCAGAAUGCACGUGACUGGACCCGGAAGUAUGCAACAGCCUGAAGUGAUAGAUGCGAGCUCAAAAUGUUGGAGAUUUUGUUCUGUUAGUGAAUUAGGCAUCCGGAUGUGGAGUAUUUUAUAAUAAUUGAGACAUUAGCUCACAAUGUAGAAAUGGAAGAAAUUAACAUUCUCACUGAGACGGAAGUAUUGGAAAGCAUAUUUUUAAUAAUCACAUACUUGUAAGAAAUCUCUUGUCUUUCAAUUACUCUCAAUUUUUGACCAGGAAGUCUCAAAAACAGCCUCAAAUUAAUUUUCUUUUUGAAAAUCCCGCGUGACAUUGAAAGGUUUCACGUUGAGUCAUUCCGCGGAGUGACGGAACAGCUGUUUUCAUCACGAAAUUCCCAAGUUUUUUAUUCUUCAACAAAGAAUUAGCAAAAAGACAUGCACGGACGCCUUAAAGUACGCACAACAGAGGAGGAAGCAGCUAGGAAGAAGCUGGAACAAGAUGAGAAGCUGAAGCUCUACCAGGCGGCAAUGAAGGAAAUCCGCGCAAAGAGGGAUGCAAAGGAAUUCGAUAGGGAUCUAUUGGAUCUCACACGGAAGCUCCUCAGCAGUAAUCCCGAUAUCUACACCCUCUGGAAUAUUCGUCGGGAAUGCUUUGAGGAACUGAGGAAAACCCUCACGGAGGAAGAGUUGCGAGAUCUCCACACAGGUGACCUUCACUUCACUGAACAGUGCCUCCAGGUGAAUCCCAAAUCAUACGGAGCAUGGCAUCAUCGUAGUUGGAUUCUGGAAACACGCCCCGAUCCGGAUUGGAAGCGUGAAGUGGAUCUGUGUACGAGGUACCUCAAAUUGGAUGAGAGGAACUUCCACUGCUGGGAUUACAGACGCUACGUGGCUGAGAAGGCGGGUGUUCAGCCUGAGAGUGAACUGGAAUUUUGCACACAGAAAAUUCAGACAAAUUUCUCAAAUUACUCCUCCUGGCACUACCGCAGCAAGCUUCUGCCGAUUCUCUUCCCGCACGAGAGUGACCCCCAGAGGGCUAUCAAUGAGGAGAAGCUACAGAGUGAGCUGGAGCUAGUUCUCACGGCUGCCUUUACAGAUCCCAAAGAUAGCAGUGCGUGGUUCUACCAACGAUGGCUUCUUGGCUAUUCUGAAUUACCCCUGGACCUGGCUGCCUUCCGCUACAGUGGUAAUUUAGCCACUGUAGCCUUCACGAAACCCGUAAAUCUCCACAAAUGCCAACUUACUGGAUCUUUGGACGUCCUAGAGGGUGCUGGAGGAUGGAGAUCAGCUUCUGGGGCGGCUUAUGAUACAACGUGGACAAAACUAGGAGAGAGUACAGUGAAAAACGGAACUUUUGAGUUGAUUUUCUCUGAUGAGCAGCAGCAGGAACACAGGAUGGAGGUUAAAGCAUCAGAAGGGGGAGAAUAUGUUGGGGUAAAGCUACCAAAAUUCGAACAUAUUUUCGGGAAGGCUGUCCUGAGUCAGUUGAAGGAACAACUAGAGUCAUGCAGUCAAUUGCUAGAAUUUGAACCAGACAGCAAGUGGACUCUGCUCACAGCAGCCCUGCUCAUGAGGGCCAUUGAUCGAAAGGCCUAUCACACGAGGGCUCUUGAAUACAUGAGAAAACUUCAGGAAGUUGAUUCUCUCCGACGGGGCUACUACCAAGAUUUGGGCAGUAAAUGGGCUGUAGAGCAGGUGCUUGAGCAAUGGAUUGAAGCUGGAGAUUUCAAUGCAGCUCUGGAUUUGUCCUCCCUGCAAAUUACAUCAUUGGCCUACGAACAAUUCAUGAGUAUUGCGAAGGAAGUUAAUCUGGCGGGGAAUCAAUUGGGAGAUAGAAGUCUGGCCAAGUUGGUGGUUCUCCGUAAUUGCCAGACGCUCAAUUUGCAACAGAAUCCCAUCAGUAGGGACUCUGUGGAGGCUCUGCGUGAGAAACUUGGUGGACAGAUUGAAAUUCUUGCAGAUUUUUCUAAUAACUAAAAAGUAUGUCCGGAACUUUGCAUGAUUCCAAAGAUUUUUAUCUUUUGCUGGAUUUUUUUGGGCCCAAUUUUAAUGAUUUCUUUUAUGAAUAAUAAAGCUUCUGCGAGAAUUUUUCUCUUGAA
Molecule: messenger RNA, 2550 nt
Organism: Lutzomyia longipalpis
Lineage: Eukaryota; Metazoa; Arthropoda; Insecta; Diptera; Psychodidae
Product: ubiquitin-conjugating enzyme E2 N-like
Exons: 3
Coding region: 887-2428 (513 amino acids)
Biological process (GO): protein geranylgeranylation
Cellular component (GO): Rab-protein geranylgeranyltransferase complex; cytoplasm
Molecular function (GO): Rab geranylgeranyltransferase activity
Source: RefSeq, a predicted model, not a curated record